UGGUUGCGCGGCGGCCGGGGAAGGAGACGCUGCCCUUCCGCGGCGAUGGGGUCCCGGCCACGUGGGAGCGACUUCUGGUAUGUGCGUCCCUGUGCUCCUGGGGCCUGGACAGUGCCCGGGACCCAGCCAGCGGCGAGGUGAAGGCCAUCUCCUUGGACCAGCUCUUGGCCCUGAGGGCUGUCGCCUGGGGCGCUGGACCGGCCAUGGAGUUCCGGCGGACAGAGGGCAUGUCCAUGAUCCAGGCCCUGGCCAUGACGGUGGCCGAGAUCCCUGUGUUUCUGUACACGACGUUUGGGCAGUCCGCCUUCUCCCAGCUGCGGCUGACGCCCGGCCUGCGGAAGGUCCUCUUCGCCACAGCCCUGGGGACCGUGGCCUUGGCCCUGGCCGCCCACCAGCUGAAGAGGCGGCGGCGGCGGAAGAAGCAAGUGGGCCCCGAGCUGAGAGGCGAGCAGCUGGGCACGGUGCCCCUGCCCGUCCUCAUGGCCAGGAAGAUGCCCUCGGGGAAGAGAGGCGGCUCCGGCCGGAGGGUGCAGAGCCCCGGCAGCAAGAGCAACGACACGCUCAGUGGCAUCUCCUCCAUCGAGCCCAGCCGGCGCUCCGGCUCCUCCCACAGCCUGGCCUCGGUGGCGGCCGUGAACUCAUCCAGCCCCACGUGUCUGGGGCCAUGGGACACCAGAGGGGUGGAGGAGUCCGUGAGCACGAGCGAUGGCCACGCCGAGAGCCUCUACAUGCAAGGCAUGGAGCUGUUCGAGGAGGCCCUGCAGAAGUGGGAGCAGGCGCUGAGCGUGGGCCAGAGAGGGGACGGCGGCAGUACCCCCACGCCCGGGGACGGCCUGCGGGACCCCGAGACGGCUUCGGCAGCGCCGUCAGAGCCGGAGUCGCAGCGCCGGGAGUUCGCCGAGAAGCUGGAGUCGCUGCUGCACCGGGCCUACCACCUGCAGGAGGAGUUCGGCUCCACCUUCCCCUCGGACGGCGUGCUGCUGGACCUCGAGAGGACGCUCAUGCUGCCCCUGGCCGAGAGCUCGCUGCGGCUCCGGGCGGACGACGAGGACAGCCUGACCUCGGAGGAGUCCUUCUUCUCUGCCACGGAGCUCUUCGAGUCCCUGCACGUGGGAGACUGCCCCAUCCCGCUCUCCAGGCCGGCGGCCGCCUACGAGGAGGCCCUGCAGCUGGUGAAGGAGGGGAAGGUGCCCUGCCGGACCCUCAGGACGGAGCUGCUGGGCUGCUACGGGGACCAAGACUUCCUGGCCAAGCUGCACUGUGUACGCCAGGCCUUUGAGGGCCUCCUGGAGGAGAAGAGGAACCAGGCCUUCUUCGGGGAGGUCGGCCGGCAGAUGGUGGCGGGCCUGAUGACCAAGGCCGAGAAGAGUCCCAAAGGCUUCCUGGAGAGCUACGAGGAGCUGCUGACCUACGCCCUGCGGCCCGAGACCUGGGCCACUACCCGGCUGGAGCUGGAGGGCCGCGGGGUGGUGUGCAUGAGCUUCUUCGACAUCGUGCUGGACUUCAUCCUCAUGGACGCCUUCGAGGACCUGGAGAGCCCGCCCGCCUCGGUGCUGGCCGUCCUGAGGAACCGCUGGCUGUCGGACAGCUUCAAGGAGACGGCCCUGGCCACUGCCUGCUGGUCAGUCUUGAAGGCCAAGAGGAGACUACUGAUGGUGCCCGAUGGCUUCAUCUCCCAUUUCUACUCCGUAUCGGAGCACGUCAGCCCUGUCCUGGCCUUCGGCUUUCUCGGCCCCAAGCCCCAGCUUGCCGAAGUCUGUGCUUUCUUCAAGCACCAGAUCGUGCAGUACCUGAGGGACAUGUUCGACCUGGACAACGUGCGCUACACGUCGGUGCCGGCGCUGGCCGACGACAUCCUGCAGCUGUCCCGGCGCCGCAGCGAGAUCCUGCUGGGCUACCUGGGAGCGCCGGGGGCCAGCAGCGGCCUGAACGGGGCGCUGCCCCAGGAGAAUGGGCCCCUGGGCCAGCUGCAGUAGCGGGCACAGGCUGGGUGGGGGCAGCGUGAGGGGGCUGUCUGGCCCCUCCUUGGGGUCGGCAUCCGGAGGCCCUGACCCUGCCUGGGAGUCCCAGGGGGCGGUCAGCAGGGCCUGGCAGGGGUGGGACCCUGAAACACCCACACCGCGGGGCUGCUGGUGAGGGGCUCGGAGGGUCCAGGAGGAUGGUGGGAGCCAGUAGGCGGGCUCUGCGGUGAGCAGGGAGCAGCCCAUGGCCGCCUGGUCUCGGGGCCCAGGCUCCCACACUGGGGAGUGGGAGAGGAGCCAGGGCAGGGCAGGCCCUCGGCAAACGCAGGCACCAAGCCGGGAUGCUGCCCUGUGGCGUUCUGCAUCCUGCCGAAGGCUGACACCCUGCCACCGCCAAAGACGAGGGCAUGCGUUGGGGGGCUCCCGCCCACCACCCACCGCCCCUGUGGCUGGGAACUCGCUGCAGGUCUGCCCUGGGGUGCUCCCCAGCAGGGGCGGUCAGGGGAUGAGCAGGGCUGGACCAGAGCAGGCCUUCAAUCACGCACACACGAACCCCGGCGGCCCCGCACACUGGUGGUGGCGCCUGAGCUGGGGACUUUUAUUUAUUGCCUUAAGACUUUUAGUUUGAGCUUCUGCCCCUUCCAGGCGUCCGGCCUGCAGAAGCAGCUGCUGCUCCCGGCCUCCCAGUCUGGGGUGAGAGGCCGGGGCAGGAGGGCGCACCGAGGGAGGGGACGCUGGGCGUGGCCCUGGUGCCCUCCCCCACCCCGACAUUCCGUUCUUUUGCACACCCCGCGCUGUGAAUGGAACCCUGGGCCUGGCCCACACCUGCUCUGAUUUGGCAUUUCCGUGUCUGUGUACACGUCCACGCGCUGCCCCUAGUCCACCCGCUGCCCCUAGCGCCCAGCGGUGCAGCUUCUGACUUCGGUGUGACAGAGCGUGUGCUGAGCUGGCUUCCUUGCCGGGACCUGCUCCUGGGGGUGCUGUGCAUGGAGGUUCCGGGAGGGUGAGCGUCGGGGGCGCCUGCUGUGGGCUCUGACCGCACUUGGCCACCUGGGAGACCCAGCUGGAGUCCCAGGCUCCUGGCUUCGGCUUGGUGCAGCCCCGGCUGUUGUGGGCAGCUGAGGAGCGACCCAGUGCAUGGAAAAUCUGUCUUCUUUAUAACUAAAGGUUUACGCCUGCCUGGUCUUCAAUGUUUUGUUCCAAAGGCCUUUAAAGUUCUUUAAACUUCUUUUCAAACGUGCGGAAGACAGGAAGCAAGUCACACCCCACCCCGGCUUGAGAGCCAGCAGACAGUGGGUUCUGCCACCUCCCCGCAUCGCGCCUACAAGAGCAAUAAUUCUCUUUUCUCCUUAGCCCUUCCCCGCCGGCUGGGGCUGGGCUGCAGUCACGGAGCCGAUCUGGUUGCUGCCCACGGCAGUCAGGAAUUGUCUAAAAGGUCUCGUUCAGGUAUAACUUGGAUCCCAGGAGAUGCACUGGCUUUGCUGCAGAGGUGUGCCAAUGGUCACGUGUGGUUCUAGAAUAUGUGGCUGGUGUCACGGGGCAGUGGGCGAAGCCUCCGCCUGCAGUGCCGGCAUCCCAUGUGGGUGCUGGUUCAGGCCCGGCUGCUCCACUUCCCACCCAGCUCCCUGCUGAUGGCCUGAGAAAGCAGAGGUCGCCCUGAGUGCUGGGGCCCUGCACCCACAGGGGAGACCCAGAUGCAGUUCCAGGCUCCUGGCUUCCGCCUGGUCUAGCCCUGAUCGGUGUGGCCACUGGGCAGGGGUUCAACCAGGGGAUGGAAGAUCUCUCUCCCUCUCUGUAACUCUACCUUUCAAAUAAAUCUUUAAAACAAGGAAGGGUGAGGUUUCACGGCACUGUGGUGUGGCUCACACCACACACUCACAGCAGUGGCCUCGGUUACGGUGUGAUGCGUGCAGGGCCAAGCGCAGCGUAGCCGGCUAAGCCACUGCCUGCAAUGCCAGCAUCCCCUGUGCCUCAGUUGUGUCUCAGCUGCUCCACUUCUGAUCCAGCUCCCUGCUGUGGCCUGGGAAAGCAGUGGGAGAUGGCCCAAGUGCUUGGGCCCCUGCACCUGCAUAGGAGACCUGGAAGAAGCUCCAGGCUCCUGGCUUCAGCCUGGCCCAGCCCCAGCUGUUGCAGCCAUUUGUGGAGUAAAACCAGUGGGUCCAAGAUCUCUGUCUCCCUCUGUCUGUAAUGCUGACAUUAAAAAAUAAAUCUUGAAAAUGA
Messenger RNA from Lepus europaeus (European hare), 4181 nucleotides. It is a transcript of the gene MIGA2, whose product is annotated as mitoguardin 2. Gene Ontology annotation, biological process: mitochondrial fusion. The coding region runs from base 204 to 1976 and encodes 590 amino acids. The record is from RefSeq and is a predicted model, not a curated record. NCBI's taxonomy places the organism in Eukaryota, Metazoa, Chordata, Mammalia, Lagomorpha, Leporidae. The transcript has 16 exons.